AUGAACAUUUCAACACCAUCACUCGACCCUCGUGGCUCUGAUCUGGUCAAAAUGUCACCAAGACGUACUUCGUCCACAAGAGAAUUCCCUAAUCCCGUAGCCAUAUUCAACGAAAGGUUCAUAUUCACCACACUCAUAGGCAAAGAGGUCUUGGCUCAUGGCAGAGUACCACAUGCGCAUCCCAUCACAGGAAAAAGCGUCUUGCUAUUCUCGCUGGACGAGGAAAUGCGUUAUACACCUUUUGCGGGUGAUCACGGACCCCUUAAUCUAUCUUUCACAUUCCAAGCUUGUAUACGAAUUCAUGAGAGACUAGAAAAAACCGAAGCAAAAGGGAAACCAUUAUGUCUAUUCACAACAACAGAACCGAAGAAGAAAUCAUGCAUGACAUUGGUUGUCGGUUUAUACUUUCUUAUCGUGGGACGUCAAUCACCUUGGAACGCUUUUCGUCCCAUAGCACCAUUAGAAAUCAUGCCUUUUAGGGACGCUGGUAAUGGUCCUAUGGAUUAUGGUUUGUCAAUACAAGAUAUACUCUACGGUGUAGAUAAAGCGAUGCAGAAUGAUUUAUUGGAUUUGGCAAGUUUCGAUCAGGAGGCUUACCGGUUUUAUGAACACCCAGACAAUGGUGAUCUCAAUGUACUCGGCCCAUUUAUACCUUUCGCCUCUCCGAUGGAUGAUACAUGGAUUCAAGCUAUGACGAAGACAACCACAACAAUUCGAUCUUCUAAAAGGAAACCUAUCACUCCAGCCGAAGUUCUCGAAAAAGUCAAACUCCAAACAAGAGCGAUGGAAUGUGUAGUGAAUGUCUUUUCAAAGGAGCAUGUCGGUCUAGUCGUUAGGUUGAAUGAUGAGCUCUACGAUCGCCGUCAUUUCCUUAAUCUCGGUAUAGACCAUGUCGACAUGUACUUUGAUGAUGGAACCAAUCCAUCUGACGAUAUUGUUAGACAAUUUAUCAAGCUUGCUGAAGAUACGAUAGAAGGGAAGGGUCAAAAGGUUGCGGUGCACUGUAAAGCCGGCCUAGGUCGGACUGGUGUUCUAAUUGGAGCAUAUCUCAUUUAUAAAUUUCAAUUCACAGCACAAGAAGCCAUCGGUUACAUGAGGAUUGUCCGACCUGGUAUGGUAGUUGGACCUCAACAGCAUUACAUGGUCAUCAAUCAGAUGAAGUGGGCUGGAUGGGCUGCCCAAGACCAACUUCUCCGAGAUCUCACUGCCGACGCCAGGUUCAGAGACUCUCUAAACCCGCUUGCAACUCCCCCGAUUGAGCUCGACUCACCUCUACCAUCUGUUCAUCAACCUCUGCAAGACUAUCAAAACUUGUGGGGCUUCAACAUACAGGAUGUUUCACUGUUCUCGACCACACAUGAAAGCUAUCCCCGGUCCGGCACUCCCGAAAUCGCAGUCAUGCAGAAAGGAGGCGACGCAGUCGGUCAACCUCGGAAAACGCCUGGUCCACUUAGUCUUCGAGAAAGCCAUCAGAACACUCUCAUCGUAGAGAGGACAGAUCUUGCAAUCGUUCCAGAACCGCCUAGUCCUAUCCUUGUGAUGCGCCCAUCUUCAUCGACUGAAAACAGUAGUGGUUUUGCUCUCAAUUCCCAGAUGACUGUCGCGACAGAAAUCAGCGCUUUAUCGACCUCUUCUGGAUCAGCGAGAGGCACAAAACGCACUGCUGGUCGAUCAGCCAUCCCCACGCUCACAACGUCACCUCCUAGAGUUACUUUAUCAGUGCCAUCAGAAACACUAUCAAGAUCUUCUUCUAUCGCUUCGAUGACCUCGACAAACUCUCAAGAUCAGAAUGAUCGACCACUGAAGAGAAGAUCGCCAACCGGAUCGCCUUUGGCUAGAAACGGACUGUCAUCUCCCCCACCAAGUCGAGAAGGUUCGCCUGCAUCACCUCUAGUAGGAAGAGAGGGAAAGAUGAACAUCGAUGGAGAAACUGAUAUUGAAGAGCCUCCUCUUACGCCUCUGCUUCAACCUGCCAGACUGGCCAAUAAACUACGGAGACGAGUUAUCAGCCCUUCCCUCUCUCCACCAGUCGAUACUCUUUCAACACCACCAACAACUUCCAUCCCACCUCAAAAGACUGCAAUCACUGCUUUAUCGGGAUUAUCCUCUCCUUCUAGAUCAUUACCUAAAAGAAGUUUCCUACCAGUUCGAAGGAACACAAGCAUAAAUGUAGGCAAUCAAUACCUAGAUCCAAAAACCGUCACUUUAGUGAAAGCUCAACCACCUGCCACGCCUUCUAGAAAAGAAAAAGACUUGCGAUCUUCUACUCCGAAAAGAUCAAUCGCUAGUGCGAAAAGAGGAAUCCUGACUCCUCCAAGAAUCACAGAAAUGUGGGGUCAAUUGGCUAAGAUGGGAAGCAGCAGUCCUGCCGAAGCCAAAUCAUUCUCAAAGAUACUGGAUAUCUUAGAUUACUGUGAACCGUCAGCAAGAUACCAACCCGUUUCCUUCCCAUUGACUUAA
Kwoniella shivajii is the source of this 2460-nucleotide messenger RNA. RefSeq lists its product as uncharacterized. The record is from RefSeq and is a predicted model, not a curated record. Gene Ontology annotation, cellular component: nucleolus; cytoplasm; spindle pole body. Bases 1 to 2460 code for a protein of 819 amino acids. Gene Ontology annotation, biological process: microtubule cytoskeleton organization; protein dephosphorylation; regulation of exit from mitosis. Gene Ontology annotation, molecular function: protein tyrosine phosphatase activity; protein tyrosine/serine/threonine phosphatase activity; protein serine/threonine phosphatase activity. Lineage: Eukaryota; Fungi; Basidiomycota; Tremellomycetes; Tremellales; Cryptococcaceae. The transcript is spliced from 10 exons.